GCUAAUAUGCAUGAGAACACAUACAUGUGGCCACCGUUAACAGACUAUCGCUAAGAAGUUUCGCCAAUAGCCACCAGGUGCCGCCUGCUAGCAGGUGCGGCUUGUGUGAGCCCUUUGUAGAACAGCCAGCCGAUUCAUCACAUUCAUUUCGCCGAGCGACUACGGAGCAAUUCCAGUCUUCUUUUUCUUUGUGCCACCCGCGUGGAGUGAUUCUGGCCUUCUUCUGGUGUCAUUUGGAGCCGCUGAUUUUUUCGCGUCACCGAAAAUGCAGGACGACAUGACGACGCUGAGGUACCGGCUAGAUGAUUUCAGCUAUGCCACUCUAAUGAAGAGCCUGCACGCAGACUUCCCGGACCCACCUACUCUUGCUGCAGAACUAAUGGAACUACAAACAGCACACGGCCAAAUGGCCCUGAAGCUUCCUCUCGACUGCACUGCGACAUCACAGUGCAUUUGCAAACUGUUGGAUCAACUAACAGAACUGAACGAUCUUCUCUGCUUGGUGGGAGCUGAAGUAGUUGAGGGCGUCUACGGGAAAAUUUCACUACGCCUAUACGACGGUGCAGAAGCAGUUCGCAAGUUUCGAAUCAUGGAAUUAGUGGCUAUAUAUCUACACUGCAUUCUGGCUCGACAUCAUUGUGUGGACAGUCUUCAGUUCAUGUUAUCCACGCCGGGAUACCAUGGUGUUAAUCUCCUACUCUGCCAUGCCUUGAGCCAGAAUACGUCAGUGACCUGCCUUCAUCUGCAACGCUCUACCUUCGAUGCUAAGUGUACAUCCCAAUUCUUCCGUGCCAUCUCUCAUCUGCUCAAGAACCAGCUAUUCGAGCUUUCUCUAGAAUCGCUCGUACUUAACGGAAGUGUCAAUGCGUGCUUUCAAGGAUUCCUGACGAGCCUGUCCACCACAAAAACUCUCAAGGUGCUCGUGAUCGUUAACGUUACAUUCGUGAGCCCUCAGGAGCAAGCGUUGUCAUUUUACUUCACGGCAGACACUAUAAGUGCCUUAGCCAGAAACUGGAACCUCUUCAGCCUCGUAAUUGACGCAACAUUCGCAUCUCCGCAAUGGAACGAAAAGCUGCUUCGGAUGUUCACCAGCCCUCUCGCACCAGUGCAGCUGACUGUGAUUUCGUGCAACUCUGACGUUAGCGAUGCGUUGAGCGUGGUGCUAUAUAAUCUACGGCGAAACAACACUGUCAGGAAAGUUAUCUUCCAGGGAUUUAGUAUAGGUUUCAUGGAUAUGAGAUUCGCUUCGGAUCUGCUGGCUGCCAACGCCGUAAUCCAAGAAAUCUGCUUCACAGAGUCAACGUGGGAUUUUGAACAGAGUCGAGAAAGGUGGCACGCCACGGCUCUGGUUCGACUCCUUGCGAGUGCGGCGCAUUUGCGACGACUCGCUGUGCCGUUCUACUUUGACUUCACCGAGCUGCGCUCCAUACUGGAAGCCGCUCAAGGGUGCAAAUCACUGGAGGAGCUGCACUUUCCUGUUCUUCUUGCCCAUGGCGUGGAGGUCUUAUUCGACGCGUUGAAUUUUUCACCCCUCGUGGAGAAGCUCAGAGUCGGCAAAAUCGUCGUCGCAGCGGAUACAGAGGCUUCGAGGGCGGUUACCCUCCUCCAAAAUGCUUUCUCAGGUCCUCAGAGGCUUAAAGGGCCUGACCUGCUCUUUGGGCCGAGGGGCGACUCACCUUGGCUCGUCGGUGGCAAUUGUGGAGGCCACCUGACCAACCUAAUGGUGAUGGACUGCAGUGAACGGACACGGCUGCACCCCGACAUUGCCCGGUGCCUGGGAGCCUAUCUGCCUCUGACGCGAAGCCUCAAGACGCUCACCAUCUCAGUUGCAACGUUUCAGGAUUCGGGGAAAUUCAUCAUACAAGGGCUUGCCUUGAACGAAAGCAUUGAAGAGCUGUUCAUGAAAGAUUUCUCGGCGCAUGAAGAGGACCUGCCCUUGCUUUGUGCAUGGAUAUCGAGGAGCCAAAGAGUGCACAGUGUCCAGGUGUUCUUCGAUCCCAUCACAAAGGGAUUGUUCCUCCAGACACUUGCGGGAUGUAUGGAGUACAACCACACGCUCACAUCCCUUUCCAUGGGCUGCCAACCCUUGGAGAGCGCUCAUGAGUUGCUCGUCAAGAAUAUAACUAGGCGAAACUUCGGACUCGUGCAGUGCGCCGCCAGCUACGUCCUUGGAUGCUCGACGCAACGCGCAGAAGCCGCCUUCAAGUUCGUGGCGUGGCACCCGCAACUUCUACCGGCCGUGCAGAAGAUGGGGCUCAUCGACGACAAGGAAGCCCAACUGAGAAUACGCGAAGCUGGGCGGCCACGCGGUCGUUCACAUGUCUUUCACCAGGACCUUUUAGAACUUCGGCAGAUAAUACAGGCACUUAUCGACUUCCGAUGUAGCAUUCAGUAAUAAAUACAAACGUUUCUA
Dermacentor albipictus is the source of this 2413-nucleotide messenger RNA. RefSeq lists its product as uncharacterized. Lineage: Eukaryota; Metazoa; Arthropoda; Arachnida; Ixodida; Ixodidae. The record is from RefSeq and is a predicted model, not a curated record.